UGACAGGAGGCGGGGCAGGACCCGACAGAGGUUAAAUAGGUCACAUCCAUGCUUGGCUCUCAGCCUGUCUCCCCAGAGCAGAGACCCUCUCCUGGACUCCGGCACCAUGACUCCACUGAAGAUGCUGUUCCUGGUCGCCCUGCUCCUGGGGGCUUCUCUGCAGGUUACCCAUGCAGCGCGAGCCACGAACGUGGGCCAGGAGUGCUGCCUGGAGCACUUCAGGGGAGCCAUUCCCGUGAAAAAGCUGACGGCCUGGUACCGGACCUCAAGGGAUUGUCCCAGGGACUCCGUCGUGUUCGUCACCGUCCAGGGCAGGUCCAUCUGUUCGGACCCCAAGGACACAAGGGUGCAGAAGGUGAUGAGACUCUUGCAGCGCAUCCUGAAGUUGCGUGGCCGCACUCAGGAGACCCAGGAGUCCUGA
Messenger RNA from Ceratotherium simum simum (southern white rhinoceros), 421 nucleotides. RefSeq names its product C-C motif chemokine ligand 17 (gene CCL17). NCBI's taxonomy places the organism in Eukaryota, Metazoa, Chordata, Mammalia, Perissodactyla, Rhinocerotidae. Gene Ontology annotation, biological process: immune response. Gene Ontology annotation, cellular component: extracellular region. The record is from RefSeq and is a predicted model, not a curated record. Gene Ontology annotation, molecular function: chemokine activity.